Lathyrus oleraceus (garden pea) is the source of this 1540-nucleotide messenger RNA. RefSeq names its product mediator of RNA polymerase II transcription subunit 16. Lineage: Eukaryota; Viridiplantae; Streptophyta; Magnoliopsida; Fabales; Fabaceae. The record is from RefSeq and is a predicted model, not a curated record. The transcript is spliced from 4 exons. Gene Ontology annotation, cellular component: mediator complex. The coding region runs from base 396 to 1064 and encodes 222 amino acids. Gene Ontology annotation, biological process: regulation of DNA-templated transcription.
CUCUCUUUGCCAGAAAUAAAUUGUUCUUCAAGAAUUAUCCCCACAAAGAUUUCGUGAACCCAGGCAAGAAUAGGGUCGAAAUACUUUGUUCGGAAAGUGUACGAACACGAUUCUUCGAAGUUAUCCAGGAUUAUCAUACCCAAUUUCUAACAAGAACUGCCGAUAACAAUACACAAAAGCCUCAACAUAAUGCUUCUGUUCCUGGCAAGGUGGAGGAGGUUGCAAAACCAGUGUCAAGUGUGGUUAGGUCAGAUGACAAUCAGACAGGACGAGCUCAGCUUGUGCCUAGGUCAAGAGGAGGUGAAGAACAGUCUCUAGGGCGUUCAAGAUUUGGUACUGGAAAUGCAGGUCAGGGGUAUACUUUUGAAGAGGUCAAGGUUCUUUUUCUAGUAGUUAUGGACCUCUGUCGCCGAACUUCUGGUCUGCAACACCCCUUGCCAGUUUCUCAGGUGGGGAGCAGCAACAUUCAGGUUCGUUUGCAUUAUAUUGAUGGGAACUACACUGUACUGCCAGAGGUUGUGGAAGCAUCCCUUGGCCCACAUAUGCAGAAUAUGCCUCGCCCUAGAGGUGCAGAUGCCGCUGGUCUUCUACUACGCGAGCUAGAUCUCCAUCCUCCAGCAGAAGAGUGGCACCGACAGAAUUCAUAUGUUGGACCUUGGACUGAUCUAGAUGAUGAGGAUGAUGCAAGUGAUGCACCAAUACUUUUAAAUCCACUUGAUUCCAGUUCAGUGGAAAAUAGUGAUAUCUAUCAUGAAGCCAGUGGCUUGUGGCCAAGGAAGCGCAGGAUGUCCGAACGAGAUGCAGCUUUUGGGUUGAACACUUCAGAGAGUCUGGGAGCUUAUCUUGGUAUUAUGGGAUCUCGAAGAGAUGUUGUUACUGCAGUAUGGAAGACUGGCCUUGAAGGGGUCUGGUACAAGUGCAUAAGAUGUUUACGGCAGACUUCUGCUUUUGCUUCCUCAGGUUCCACCAACCUUCCUAGUCAAAAUAACCGGGAGAGUUGGUGGGUGAGCCGCUGGGCGUACGGCUGUCCAAUGUGUGGUGGAAGAUGGACUCGAGUUGCAUAGCGGGCUUCAUUGCAAAAUUGUCACCUGUGAGUUUCUUCUUGGUGGAGGAAAUAUACACAUGAUCGUGGUUAACUGAAGAAACUAAAUAUAGAUGAAAUGCUGAUUGGAAUUGUACAGGUAGAGAUGUAGAUGUGAGUUUCUUCUUGGUUGAGGGAAGAAACACAUGAUUGUGGUUAAGUAAAGAAACUGAAUGAAAAUGAAAUGCUGACUGGAAUUGUACAGGGAAGAAGAGGUGUAGGUUUACCUGACAGUGACAGGUGUGUUGUGUUUUAUGCAGUCAUUGUUGUUGAUCGAAUAAAACUGGAAAAAACUAGCUCUAGUUGUCAUCAAGACAUUUCAUUGACAUUAAACUCUUCAUAACACUUUGAUGUUGCAAGUGAGGGUGGUUUACAUCAUAGAACAAAUGAUGAGUGGAAGGAAGAGUUGUGUAUGUCUCUUUAUGUACUGCAGGGUUUAUGAAGAUAAAACAAUUUUUG